AUGACAGAGACCAACAGCAACGCCCGGGAGGGAUCGGCUGGCAAUAUGGCAACACGUGGCUCAAUUGAGGAAUUUAAUGUCAAUGAGCCAGGAGAAUGGAGUGAUUAUUGUGACAGACUUAAGUUUUACCUCCGUGCUAAUAGAAUUACCAGUGCUGAGGAGCGAAGGGAUACAUUCCUCAGUGUGUGCGGAAAGGCUACUUUUAAAUUAGCAAAGAACCUUAUCUCCCCGGCCACACUUGAGUCAAAGACUUUUGAGGAAUUGACUGCGGUGCUUGGCAACCAUUUUGAGCCGGCGCCUUCACAAUUGGCCUGCCGGCAGAUGUUUUACCAGCGGUACCAGCAGAGUGGAGAGUCGGCGUCAUCGUUUGUGGCUGCCUUGAGGGAACUCACCCGCUGUUGUGAGUUCCACGAUCUGGAGAGGCUGCAGAGGGAAUUGGUUGCCAAGAAGUCUUUGACCUUCCAGGAAGCUUAUGACUUUGUCAUCUCCCGGGAGGGGGCAGACCGCACAGUUCGAGAGCUCCGUGGUGGACAGGCGACUGGUGUGCAUGCGGUGGAGACUGACACAGAGGAAGGCGUGUCGGACGAGGUAACGGGGGGAGCAUUGAAGGUGUUUCAGUCCUCCCGCCGGCAGCAAGGAAGUCGACAGCUUGAUCAUCGCCGACUGCUGGCCCAGUCGUCCCCCAAGAGCUGUGACAGUUGCGGAAAAGCACACGAGCGACGGUUUUGCAGGUUCCGCAACGCCCAGUGUCGGAAGUGUAAGAGGAUGGGCCAUAUUGCCCGAGUCUGUCGGGCUGGAAACCGAGUGCUGCGAGAUAGAGUGGAGAGAGAUCGAGAGACUGGAGAUCGUUCAAGAGAGAGACUGAGGUGCUGGGGCUCAGAGCCUGAGAUUGUGGGUCAGUGUUCUUCGACCCGUAUUCAGCCCCAAAGUGAUAGUGUACGGCCACCACCAAGGAUCACGAAAGUGGUUCGCAUAGAGGGGGUGCCCUGUGAACUGGAAGUGGACUCUGGGUCGGGGUUCACGAUUGUUUCAGAGCCCACUUUCCGCAGGUUUUGCCCCAAAGCGGGCCGCGAUUGUCUUCGUCCCCUGGAUUUCUUUUUAAGAGACUUUAAUCAGAAUCCGGUGCCUGUCCUAGGUGUUGGGGAUUUUCGCGUCCAGCACAGAAAAUUUAAAGGCAAAUUGCGAAUUGUGGUUGCAGGGGGCCGGCGGCCGGACUUAUUGGGGCGUGAUUGGUUUGAGGCCUUCGGCAUCCGCCUAGAGGGGGCCCACAGAAUAGAGUCGGCACCGUCUUCUUUUGAGGCAUUGUGCCAGGAGUUCGCAGCUGUUUUUGACGGACAAUUGGGACGAUACACAGGGCCGCCGGUGUCCUUCGAUCUGGACCCGGCUGUUUGCCCUAUCCGACUGAAGCCGCGCCGUGUGCCCUUUGCAUUGAAGCCGAGGAUCGAUGAAGAGUUGGACAAGCUUGUGGAGCAGGGGGUGCUGGAGCCCGUCUCGCAUGCCCGCUGGGAGACUCCAAUCGUGUGCCCUUUGAAGGCAAACGGCGCAGUACGGAUCUGCGCGGAUUACAAGUGCACUCUGAAUAAGGCACUGCAGCAAAAUGCCUACCCGGUGCCAGUGGUAAGCCACGUGCUCGCGUCCCUGGCAGGGGGGCAGAUUUUUGCAAAAUUAGACCUGGCGCAGGCCUACCAACAGCUCCCGGUAGACGACGCCACAGCGGAGGCGCAGACAAUUGUUACUCACCGGGGAGCAUUUCGAGUUAAGCGUUUGCAGUUUGGGGUCAGCGUGGCCCCAGGAAUUUUUCAGGGACUGAUGGAGCGACUACUUAAGGGAAUCCCUGGGGUAAUUCCCUAUUUUGAUGAUAUACUAGUCGCCGGGGUGUCCUCAGAGGAACUGAUUUCCCGCCUCCGUGAAGUUCUGGCCCGCCUUGCAAAAGCUGGCCUUAAGGUUAAGCGGGAGAAGUGCUUCUUGGGAGUUCCCCAAGUAGAGUUCCUGGGGUUCCUGGUUGACGCCAAGGGUAUCCAUCCUACUUCUGCGAAAGUUACUGCCAUCAGGAGUGCGCCAGCCCCACAGUCAAAGAAAGAGCUGCAGUCGUUCUUGGGGCUUCUCAAUUUUUAUCAUGCCUUCCUUCCACAUAAGGCGUCUAUCGCGGAACCACUACAUCGUCUGCUUGAUGACCGGGGAACUUGGAAGUGGGGGCAGCGGGAAGCUGCUGCUUUCGCCGCAGUAAAGGACUUACUUUCGUCCGAUAGUGUUCUUACCCAUUUCCGUGAAGAUCUGCCUUUGUCGUUGGCUUGUGAUGCAUCUCCUUACGGGAUUGGAGCCGUGCUGAGCCACCGGUUACCGGAUGGGCGGGAGGCUCCCAUUGCUUAUUUUUCUCGAACUUUGUCGUUGGCCGAGAGGAACUAUGCUCAAAUUGACCGGGAGGCUCUGGCAUUGGUCGCAGGAGUAAAAAAGUUCCAUGAUUAUGUUUAUGGGCGCCCGUUCGAGCUUGUGACUGACCACAAGCCGCUGCUAGGGUUGUUUGCGCCAGACCGUCAAACACCGCAGAUCUUGUCAGCCCGCAUGUUGCGGUGGGCCAUGUUUUUGUCAGCCUACACGUAUGAACUGGUGCAUCGAGCGGGUAAAGCCCUGGGCCAUGCAGACGCCCUCAGUCGGUUGCCAUUGCCAGAGCCGGCUGAGGAUCCAUCACCGGCUUAUGGCGUUAUGUCCUUGGAAGACCUGCCGCAACCCCCUGUUAGUGUUGCAGAUGUGGCUGCUUUUUCAGCCAAAGAUCGCACUUUGGCGCGUGUUUUGGACUGGGUGUGGAGGGGGUGGCCGGAGGGCAAGGUCACAGAGGAAUUCCGGCCAUACGAGUCCCGGCGAGAUGAACUGUCAGCUCAUAAAGGGUGUCUAUUGUGGGGGAGCCGGGUUGUGAUCCCCCCAAAGCUGCGACAGCGAGUGUUGGAAGCACUGCACGAGGGUCAUCCGGGAAUUGUAAGAAUGAAGGCAUUGGCUCGCAGCUACGUGUGGUGGCCGAAAAUGGAUGAGGCCAUCGAAGAAUGGGUGCGGAAGUGUUGUCCGUGCCAAGAAUCAAGGCCAGCAAUGCCUCAAGCCCCGGUGCACCCAUGGGAAGUUACCAAGGAGCCAUGGUCACGUUUACAUGUGGACUUUGCAGGGCCAUUUCAGGGCCAGACAUUCUUGAUUGUGGUAGAUUCACACUCCAAAUGGCUGGAGGUUAUACCAGUGACCCGCAUGACCUCAGGUGUUGUUAUACGGAACCUGAGAGCCUUGUUUGUGACCCACGGGCUGCCUGACACUCUCGUGUCAGAUAAUGGGGCACAGUUUACAUCAACUGAGUUCAAGGAUUUUAUGGACGUUAAUGGAAUCCGCCAUGUCACCUCGGCCCCAUUCCACCCGUCUACAAAUGGUCAAGCAGAAAGAAUGGUGCGCACCACUAAGGACGCGCUGCGGCGGAUAGUCUACGGAGAUUGGCACCAGCGACUCUCAUCCUUUUUACUAUCACAGCAUGUAACACCACACUCAACAACUGGGAGGAGCCCAGCAGAGUUACUGAUGAGGAGGCGCCUGACGACUCGCUUAGAUAGACUGCAUCCGGAUCGUGCGGCGGAUCGGCCGCAGGAGGCUAUCAAGGCACCUCGUAUUUUCCAACAGGGGGACCCUGUUUAUACUAAGAACUAUGGGUCCGGCCCUGCAUGGAUUCCAGCCACAGUUUCCAGGCCAACUGGCCCUGUGUCAUACGAGGUUGAGGCAGACGGCACAGGUAGUCUUCGUCGCCAUGUCGACCAACUACGGCAGCGGUGGCCCGUCCAGGAGGAUGAAUUGUCCACAAGGGAAGUGGAGCAAUUGCCAGGGCAGGUCAACAGAGAACCAGCAGUCACCCAUCCCCCUGAGGCAGUUGAAGUCCAAAUGGGAGACAGUGAGGCCGGGCCGGUAGAGGCUGAGAGGGGAACCGAGCCACGGCUAGAAGUUGAAGAGACCCAGGCGGGGGGCAGCCCCCGGGAGUCCGAGCUCAGACGGUCUCAGAGGGUGCGAACCCGUCCGCGAUAUCUGAAGGACUUUGACUGCUGCAGCAAUCUUCCCCAGGCCGCUCUGGAUCACACGGCAUCUCCUGAGGAUGCGGAGCUGAAGGCAGAAGACAGCAGACAAAGACAGAUCAAUAGACCAGGUGGUUCACCUCUUAGACCUGGCUCUCUGUGUGGAGAAAAGGGCUGUUUGUUUGACGAUGCCUCUAGAAGUGGGACUGAGGUAGAGAUUGUAUGGAAGUGUUAUGUCUUGGUGAAGGAGGUUGAGCAGUAA
This is a messenger RNA of Lacerta agilis (Sand lizard), 4296 nucleotides long. RefSeq lists its product as uncharacterized. The transcript is spliced from 3 exons. The record is from RefSeq and is a predicted model, not a curated record. NCBI's taxonomy places the organism in Eukaryota, Metazoa, Chordata, Lepidosauria, Squamata, Lacertidae. Gene Ontology annotation, molecular function: nucleic acid binding; zinc ion binding. The coding region runs from base 1 to 4296 and encodes 1431 amino acids. Gene Ontology annotation, biological process: DNA integration.